CUGAUCGAAUGGAACAAAAUAGUAAUUAAAAUAGUUAAUAGUUAGGAUUUAAAACUGCAAAUGCUUAACGUUCAGUCCGACUCAUUAUUACUUUAUACAUACUAAUAUACCGUUAAGGACUACGAUUGACUCAAUCAUAGACAAGAAUAUCGAUAAGUAGUCUAAAUUUAUGAAUGCACGUAGGUACCACUUACAAAUAUUAAUAGUUUAGAAUACCAAUCAUUUCUUCAUUUGGAAUACAAUUGAAAAAAAUGUCUUCAAAUAUUGCCAAACCGCUGGAAGGAAAAGUAGCGAUCAUCACUGCAUCUACUGAUGGGAUUGGUUUUGCCGCUGCUAAACAAUUGGUGAGUGAUGGGGCAUCUAUCAUGAUUUGCAGUCGCAAGAAAAACAAUGUAACAAAUGCAUUAGAACGACUUCAAAAAGAAUAUGGGGUUGACAAAGUUAAAGGACUUGUGUGUCAUGUAUCAAAAAAUGAUGAUAGAACUAAUUUAAUCCAAGAGACUAUUAAAAUCUUUGGUGGAAUUGAUAUUCUUGUAUCGAAUGCUGCUACAAAUCCUACGUCAGGUUCAGUAUUAGAUUGUGAUGAAGAAGUAUGGGAUAAAAUAUUUGAUGUUAAUGUCAAAAGUGCGUUUUUGUUAACAAAAGAAGUAGCACCACAUUUGAUUUCUAGAGGUGGAGGCUCAAUUGUGUAUGUCUCUUCAAUUGCUGGUGUUAAUCCAAUGCCGAUGUUAGGAGCAUAUUCUAUUAGUAAAACAGCGCUUCUUGGUUUGACAAAAGUAGUGGCUAUGGAUUUGGCGGAGAAUAAUAUAAGAGUUAAUUGUAUAGCUCCUGGUAUUGUUAAAACAAAAUUUGCAUCAGCGCUUACAGAAAAUGAAUCGCUUAGUGAACAUUUAUUACAAGGGAUACCUAUUAAAAGAUUUGGACGUCCAGAAGAAAUUGGUUCUAUUAUAUCAUUUCUUUGUUCACCUGCUUCUUCCUUUAUAACCGGUGAAGUAAUUGUUGCAUCAGGAGGAAUGACAUCCAGGCUUUAGUUGUGUAAUUUAAAUUAUUGAAUUGGAACAGUUAAAAUCAAAAUAUUGAAAUAACAAUAUUUUGAAAUAAUCAAAAAUUCUUAUGAAUAUUAUUUUUAUAUCUUAAUAGUUGCAUAAAAAAUUGAUUCACAUGAUUAAAUUUCUUAAUUUAAUGGUUUACUAAAACUGUAUGGGUUAACUGUAGGAAACUUAAUUAUGAUUAAAGGUCUAAUACUUUUCCAAUAGAUCAUUAAAUGUUUAGUUAUUAUUUAUGUAACUUGGAUCAUACAUAUUAUAUUGAUAGUUGUUUACUACUUUUUAAAUUGUGGUAUUUGGUGGCUAAUUAAAGGGUAAUUAAUUUUGUUGUGUAUAUUGUUUGGAUUGGUUUUAUAAAUUGUUUAUAAAUAUUAAAAGAUUUAGUACAAAAAUUAGUUAUUCAGUCAUUUUUUUUUGUAUCAAGUUUUAGUUACUCAUUAAAAUUAUCUUCAACAAUAUGCAACUUGAAUAAUUAUAAAUUAUUAUAACUUUAUGGUGUAGAAAUGUGUAUAAUAUGUUUGUUAUACUUGAUUUGUAAAAAUUAAGAAUAAUAUAAUUUAUGUACAAGUUUUCAGUA
Molecule: messenger RNA, 1623 nt
Organism: Aphis gossypii (cotton aphid)
Lineage: Eukaryota; Metazoa; Arthropoda; Insecta; Hemiptera; Aphididae
Gene: Dhrs4
Product: dehydrogenase/reductase SDR family member 4
Exons: 8
Coding region: 252-1031 (259 amino acids)
Molecular function (GO): carbonyl reductase (NADPH) activity
Source: RefSeq, a predicted model, not a curated record